Prorocentrum cordatum is the source of this 942-nucleotide messenger RNA. Lineage: Eukaryota; Dinophyceae; Prorocentrales; Prorocentraceae. The record is from the annotation of a GenBank genome assembly.
AUGGUGAGUCCGGACAUCGGAUUCUACACGAAUGUCAUCAUCGCGUGUGAGAAGUGCGAGCGCUGGCGGCAAGCAUUGUCGCUGUUUCAUGACAUGGGGGAAACGAGGCUGGAGUUGGACACGUUCAUUUAUGAUGUUGGUAUCCGCGCAUGGGCGAGUGGUGGGCAAUGGCAGCAAUCGUUAUUGCUGCUCGACAGAAUGAGGGCGUCAGACGUGAAACUCGAACUCACCAGCUACACUGCAGGAAUCCACGCCUGCGACGAAACCAAGCAAUGGCAGCACGCGUUGCUGCUGUUGAGCGGAAUGGCAGAAGCUAGAUUGGAAGGCAUCACGAUUUCCGAAUACGGCGUUGGGAUGAGGGCGCUCGUGACAGCCAAGCAGUGGAGGCAGGCGGUGUCGCUUCUCAGCAGUCUGGGGGACGCGAAGUUGGAGUUAAACGCCGUGAGCUACAGCAUGGGGAUCAACGCAUGUGCAAAAGCUGAAGAGUGGCAGCAGGCGUUAAUGCUGUUUCACAGCAUGAUAGAAGCGAUGGUGGAGUCCGAUACCACUUGCUACCUUGCUGGAAUCACCGCGUGCCAGCAGGAGUAUGGGUUGUGGCAGCAGGCGGUGUGGCUGCUCAGACAAAUGGUCGAUGAGCAAUUGGACGCAAGCCUCCUGUGUUACACGGCAGCACUUAAGGCGUGCGAGGGAUCUGCUGAGUGGGUGCAAGCGUUGUCGCUAUUACGAGGAAUGAGGAGCACGAAGGUGCAUCCGAACAUUUUCAGCUACAACUCAGCAAUCAGCGCCUGUGGGCAAGGAGCGCAGUGGGAGUGGGCGCUGGCAUUGCUCACAGAGUUGCGAAACACGGUGUUGGCGCCAGACGUCAUUGCUACAGCGCUGGAAUGGUGGCGUGCACGAAUGGCGGCGAGUGGCAGCAGGCACUGUCGCUGCUUGGCACACUGA